This is a messenger RNA of Brassica rapa (field mustard), 1846 nucleotides long. RefSeq names its product dihydrolipoyllysine-residue succinyltransferase component of 2-oxoglutarate dehydrogenase complex 1, mitochondrial. Lineage: Eukaryota; Viridiplantae; Streptophyta; Magnoliopsida; Brassicales; Brassicaceae. The record is from RefSeq and is a predicted model, not a curated record. Gene Ontology annotation, biological process: tricarboxylic acid cycle. Gene Ontology annotation, cellular component: oxoglutarate dehydrogenase complex; mitochondrion. Gene Ontology annotation, molecular function: dihydrolipoyllysine-residue succinyltransferase activity.
AUUUAAUGUGCAUAUAUUCAUUUUAAUCAGAAAAGGGAAAAUGACACGUGGAAGAAUCCUGUGAAGUUGCCAUAUUCAUCUGGAGAAUUGCUCAAAGCUCAGAAAAGUCACACGAGUCCUCUCCCUCGUUGAGUUUGUGGGAACGAACCCUAGCUUUCUCAUUCCGCGUUAAAAGUUGAGAUUCGGCGGGAGCGAUGAUGUUGCGUGCUGUGAUAAGGAGAGCUUCCACUCGAGGAGGAGGCUCUUCUGCUUCGGGAUUGGGGAAAUCACUGCAAUCUUCUCGUGUUGCAGCGUCAACACAAAGCUUUCAUUCUCUUUCAGCAACGCAGACUCUGGUGCCUCGUGGAACCGAUGCUCGUAGCUUCCAUCAUCGUUCUUGUCCAGGGUGUUCAGAGUGCUCGAGUAGAACUGUUUUCAGCAGCUUCCAAGGCACAACCCUGCAGAAAUGGGUCAGGCCUUACUCAUCUGAUAGCGGAGAUGUCGUUGAAGCUGUUGUGCCUCACAUGGGUGAAUCCAUCACCGAUGGAACCUUGGCCAACUUUCUCAAGAAACCUGGUGACAGAGUAGAGGCUGACGAGGCUAUUGCGCAAAUUGAAACUGACAAGGUGACAAUAGAUAUUGCUAGCCCAGCAAGCGGUGUGAUCCAAGAGUUUCUUGUCAAGGAAGGAGACACUGUAGAACCUGGAAACAAGGUAGCUAUUAUUUCAACGUCCGCAGAUGCUGUGUCUCAUGUUGCACCCUCAGAAAAGGUAGCAGAGAAGCCUGCUGCCAAGCCUUCUCCUCCUACCGAGGCUCCCAAAGUUGAAAGUACUAAAGUUGCGGAGAAGCCCAAGGCACCAUCACCUCCACCGCCGACUAAACAGUCAGCUAAAGAACCGCAGCUUCCUCCCAAGGAUAGGGAAAGACGGGUUCCUAUGACAAGACUCCGCAAACGUGUGGCGACUAGGUUGAAAGACUCUCAAAACACUUUUGCGUUGCUAACAACGUUCAAUGAAGUUGAUAUGACAAAUCUGAUGAAGCUCCGAUCUCAAUACAAGGAUGCUUUUUUUGAAAAGCACGGAGUGAAGUUGGGGCUUAUGUCUGGUUUCAUUAAAGCUGCUGUUAGUGCCCUCCAGGCCCAACCAGUAGUAAAUGCCGUUAUCGACGGAGAUGACAUCAUUUACAGAGACUACGUAGAUAUCAGUAUUGCUGUUGGUACCUCUAAGGGUCUUGUGGUUCCAGUCAUCAGAGGUGCUGACCAGAUGAACUUUGCGGACAUAGAGAAAACGAUAAACUCUCUUGCUAAGAAGGCUAAUGAAGGAACCAUAUCAAUCGACGAGAUGGCUGGAGGAUCAUUCACAGUAUCAAAUGGUGGUGUCUAUGGAAGUCUCAUAAGCACUCCUAUCAUCAACCCUCCUCAGUCUGCUAUUCUUGGAAUGCAUUCAAUCGUUCAACGUCCAAUGGUUGUGGGAGGAAGCGUGGUACCGAGGCCAAUGAUGUACGUGGCGCUGACCUAUGAUCAUAGGCUUAUUGAUGGGAGAGAGGCUGUGUAUUUCUUGCGCCGUAUUAAGGAUGUUGUGGAAGAUCCCCAGAGGCUUCUUCUCGACAUAUGAAUAAAGAUCCGAGACCAGAAGAGAUGACAAGUCUCUUUGUCUUUUUCUACCAGUUUCCUUUCAGGUAACCAUGCAAUGUGAAAGAUACUUUGAAGAAAAAAACUUUUUUUUUUUUUUUGGGAGUUUCGUAAUAGUUCCAAGAGAUUUUACCGGGCAGGUGAAGCAUCGGUGUAUUCAGUUUUUUAUUCAUAUAUACAGUUUAAACGAAAUGUUACAUUUUUUUUAAUAAUGCCACUGGUUUCUAUUGGGUAAAA